Molecule: messenger RNA, 4014 nt
Organism: Coregonus sp. 'balchen'
Lineage: Eukaryota; Metazoa; Chordata; Actinopteri; Salmoniformes; Salmonidae
Source: the annotation of a GenBank genome assembly
AUGUUUCAACCUACACCGAAGCGGUGUUUUACCAUAGAAUCGUUGGUAGCGAAGGAUAAUCCUCUACCAGUGUCGAGGUCUGAGGAGCCCAUACGACCAGCGGCUCUGAGCUAUGCAAACUCCAGCCAGAUGAAUCCAUUUCUGAACGGGUUUCAUUCCAGCGGCAGGGGCGUCUACUCUAAUCCGGACUUGGUGUUUGCUGAGGCGGUCUCACAUCAUAACAACUCCGGUGUCCCAGUUCAUUCGGUGCCCCCUCCACACGCGUUGGCUCACCCACUUUCAUCCUCGCAUAGUCCGCACCCUCUUUUUGCCAGCCAGCAAAGGGACCCCUCAACUUUUUACCCAUGGCUAAUACAUAGAUAUAGGUACUUGGGUCACAGAUUCCAAGGUAGGUUGAGAUCGCAUUUGUCUCUUUGACGUAUUUAUUACGGAUUGAUACUGUUUAGCCCUUUUGGAUUUUCAAUAGCAUUUCUCGCUAACUGUAGCCUAUAUAAAAUGUAUUAAUGAGGAUAAAGACACGAACGCUAUAGUGAUGUAAAUAUCAGUGAGCUAUCGAAUAUAUAUAUAUAUAUAUAUAUAUAAUAUUUAAAUGUAGUGUCUUGAACAAUUUUUUAAACAGUUUUUGUCUGUUUAUAGGCUAAUUAGAACGGUUCAACUGGAAUAGACUACUUUCAGUAAUGUAGGGCAUAGUAUUUCUUAAUGUGGCUACACGGGUUCACAAUUAUUUUGCCUGUAGCCUAUCAUUUACAUGUUGUUAAAGGAAUUGCAAAGAGUGGAUUUUUAAAAAUUCAUUUAGCAUCUAAAACAUUUUAUUGAAACAAAAAUAAGCAUAACACCGUACAAAUCGAUAUUGUAGAUCUAUAUCAUUAAUUGGCUUGUUAUUUUGAACAAAAUGGUAGAAAAAUAAUGUUUUAAUUAGUUAUUACUUCCUUUUCUUUUAAAUAUUUGUGUGUUUAAAUUGAGUGUAAAUCAACUAAACUACAUUGAUAGAAGCCUGUGUAAUUUAUUGCAAUCGUCUGUGCCAUGGAAGAUGCCAUGGGUCAUAUUUGUGGGCUAUGUUUUUAAGGCCGAAACUGCUGUUUACGAAAUUGUACACUAUGCACUUUUUAAAUCGCACUAUUAAUUUAUAGGCCCCCGAAUUGGACUGUCAUUUGAAAACAUUAUAUUUUAUGCUGGUGCAUGCACAUUAUAUUUAUCUGAGACAUGCAAAUUGUAUAGUAGGUCCAACUGAACGAUCUAUUUUCAUUUGGAACGAAUAAUGGUUAUUUUAAUAAGUGUCUUGCUAAUAAUUAAUAAUAAUUAAGACAAAUGUAGGCUUAAUGUAGCCUGUUUUAUUCUCCACCAUAUACUUACAUUAUAGCCUACCAGUGACUGUAAUGUAGAAAAUACAAGUUUGAAAAGGGGUAGCCUAUAGGCUAUUGUAGACCAUUGUGUUGCUAUUUUCCAUGUGUGUUUAUACGAUAACGAAAGACUGGAUAGAAUCGCCACUUAAUUAGCUACUGCAUAACCCUAUCGUUGCCAUUUGAAGACUAUAAACUGUAUCAAUUUGCUAUUGUUUAAAUGAUUGCUGUCGGGAAAAAAAAUGUAUAGGUGUUGCUGUGACUAAAUUGGUCUCAAUGUUCAAUUGAGUGUUGCCGUAGACUUUAGCUAAAAGUAAGAAGACUCAAGUCUACGGUAUAGCCAAAAUAUGAUCAUAGCAUCAUCAUCUCUUUAGCCUCAGUCUGCAAGAUAAGUGUUCAUAAUGAAUAUCCCUCCCAUUGUCGUUUUCAGGUAACGAAACAAGCCCGGAGAGCUUCCUUUUGCACAAUGCACUGGCCAGAAAGCCCAAAAGAAUUCGGACAGCUUUUUCACCUUCGCAACUUCUGCGGCUUGAGCACGCAUUUGAAAAAAACCAUUACGUCGUAGGUGCCGAACGAAAACAGCUUGCGCACACCCUUAGCCUCACAGAAACUCAGGUAAGAAAAUAUUUCCCUGAAUUUAAUAUUCACAAGUUUAUCGUUAAAUCCGCAUUAGGCCUACUUUGAAUAGGGAAUGGAUUUAAAAUACUAUCAUGUCAAGUUGCAUCAGACCUGUCAUGACCCACAGGUUUUGGGAGUAGGUUUCAAGGGGUGUUUUAUAGCCUAUAUGCCUGUAAGGCUAUAGUACUAUAACAACUGUUUUGGUGUAGGCUACGGAAUCUGGAAUAUGCUACAUUUUCUCUGAAUAAUUAGGCUACUUAUUGGAAAUUCAAAGUUCUCAUUGCAUAGGCUAUAAGUGACAUUAGGGGAAUUAUUAAAAAUAUAUUGAAAACACGAUCAUAUGUUGUCUAUUGGGGGAAACUGCACAAAUGCCACACUUAGAAGAAAGGUUCCAUAUCGCCUAGAACCAAAAAGGGUUAUAUCGCUUGCUUUAUAUAUGGAACCCCUAAAACUUCUAUAGGCCUAUAGAACCCUUUUGUAUGGUUAUUUUUCACUGAACCAAAUGGUUCUAGAACCCCAAAUAAACACAAUUCUAAGAGUGUAUGGUUAAAUAUAGACCUAGACCCAAUCCAUAUAGCAAGUAAAAUAUAUGAAUUUCACAUGUAGGCCUAAAUGCAUAUUUACUGUGUUUUGGUCAUAUCGAAUGUCUGAGAAAGUAGGCCUAAUUUAAGAAUUGAAAUGAAGGGGGGAAACGAUAAAAAUUAAUAAACGUUUGUUUUAAUUUCUCCAAAUCACUAUUGGAUUAACGAGUAACCCGCAGUUUUAGAGAGACACAAAAAUAUAUGUAUAGGCUACACCAUUGGCAUUGAAGCUUUAGUUGGAGCAAAUCCAUGAUCAUAGGCUACAACCUCGUUUUAGGCGGGGUUGAGAAAAAAAGGUUCCCAUUCAAAAUGGAGGGCAAUUAACCAGUUAACCAUUUUAUAGGAUCUAUGGCACGCUAAAAAGAAUGAGCCGGACUCAAUGAAUUUCCCUGGCCAUAUUUAAGAUCGUAUUUGUGCCUAUCAGCUUGCAGAACGGUCGGUGUCUUUUGUCCCAGUGUCACCACCGGCUCUUCUCUAAACGGAGGCUAUUAGAGGGGAAUGAGGAAGAAAUGAACCAUCGCCCACUUCAAUUAGCUGACUGAAAGCACAUUAAAUGCACCUCACUUGCCAAGCUGUCGGACGAAUGGCUUGUAGAUAUGAAUAUAGCCCACUGUAGCCUAUUGACAUGCAUUUAGAAAAGGCUUAAAAUUAACAGGUUUAUAAAUAAGCAAUGUGGAUUUUAACAAUUGUUUAAAAUUAUUAUAAAUUAAAUUAAACAUAUUUAAGCAAUUGCAUAUCCAUGGCCAUGUUUGCAUCAUGGUUUUUUUCGACCAAUACGCUUAGGGACGUCAAUUUCUGGUAUAUUGGCUUAUGUUUAUACUAGGCUAUAACUAAUAUAGACCUAGAGCAUGCAUGCCGUUUUUUACCUUUAUCCCAUUUUCUCUUGAAAAUAACCGUACUUCUAGCCUAUAAUGUAAAACCUUUAGUGCCAUAGCAUUGGUCAAAUUGCCGUGUGAAAAUCUAUGAGAGCCUAUGGAAAAAUGUAAGGCCUUUACAUUUACAUUACAUUUUAAUCAUUUAGCAGACGCUCUUAUCCAGAGCGAUUUACAGGAGCAAUUAGGGUUAAGGGCCUUGCUCAAGGGCACAUCGACAGAUUUUUCACCUAGUCGGCUCGGGGAUUAGAACCAGCGACCUUUCGGUUACUGGCACUACGCUCUUAACCACUAAGCUACCUGCCGCUCCUAUUAUAGCCUAUGCUUGUAUCUUUUGCUGUUCUGCCAUUUGAAUUCACACUUUGCGCACAUGGAUGGUUUUUCUUUAGUAUUUGUGAAUUUAUUCUAGCCUUUAUUUGUUUCCCUUAGGUAAAAGUGUGGUUUCAGAACCGAAGAACCAAGUUCAAACGGCAAAAGUUGGAGGAGGAGGGUUCAGAUUCGCAACAGAAGAAGAAGGGGACCCAUCACAUAAACCGAUGGAGACUUGCAACAAAACAAGGAUCGGGAAGUCCCGAGGAAAUUGAUGUCACUUCAGACGAUUAA